CUAUGCUUGCGGAGUGAAAUGUAUUUUCUUUAAUCAUGUAUAAAAUUUAUUAUAUUUUAAGACCAGAAUUAAGUAGAUGACUAAAAAAUAGCUGAAAAUUCAUUUAGUUACAUAAAUUCAUGGCUACAGUGCGGCCUUGAGCUCGCUCGCAUUGAUUUAACCCGUACGCCGGAGCUCCCCCUGCCGAUGCGCUCAGGAUUCAUGUUAUUUUUCCAGCGCCACUCUGCUCCUAACAGCCGUCUGCAUAGGUCGCUCUCUGCUCGCGUUCAUAAUAAUACUUACGACUACAAGAAAAGAAACAAUGCUCAGCCUAAGUGAAAUGUGGAAUAAGAUGACCCAACCGGGGUGGUAUUUGCAAGUGGUGAAUUUGAUUAUUAUAUCAGUAUGCUUGAUCUCCAAGAUCCCCCAAAUCUACAACUUACAAAAUAGACGACCAAGUGAGAUAAGAGCAGUGAGUUGCUAUGCUAUCAUCAUGGAAAUUAUUGGAUAUACUAUUAUGACGAUGUACAACAUCAAGAAUGACUACAGUGUCAUGACUUACCUGGAAUACCCAGUUUUGUUGGUGCAGAUGUACUUCAUGUUAUUUGUGGUCCUGAGGGCCAAAGGUUACCUGAUUCUCAUCACUAUACCAGCAACUGUGACCAUGAUAUAUGGCCUCAUUGUUUUACUUUUUAUGUUUGAAGUCAUCCCGGUGGCAUUUUUGAACUUUAUAGUUCCGAUAUGUACACCUCUCAGUGGAUUCGCAAAAGUAGGCUACAUCAUGGGCAUAUUGAAAACUCAAAAUUCUGAUGCUGUCUCUUUGGAAACUUGGGCUAUGUCUGUGGCAACUAAUGGUGCGCGCUUCUUCUGCGUUCUUGCGGAUUCUGGUGACAUAAAUCUGAUGGUCAACUAUUUCGUCUCCGUGGUACUGAGCGCCGGGGUCCUCGCAGCCGCCAUCUACUACCAAAUGUACCCUGUUCCCCGCGUUGUGAUCAGCACCCGCCGCCGUGAGCCCUCUGUCCGCCGCCAGUACCACAUAGAUUAAACAUAUAAUAACUAAUCGAGCGUCCGAAAACUCAGUACUGACCGCAGCGAACCAAUACAAUCAAAUAAAAAAAAGUUUAUGCAAAUUCAUAAAUAAACAAAAAAAAAUAUAUAUUAUAUCACUUUAAUCAUAGAAUAAACUGUUAAAGUUCUCUUUUUCUGCUUAGGUAGUAUUACAUUGUCGUAGCGCAAUUAUAUAGCUUUAAUUAUGUUUUGCUCAAACAAAAAAGACAUCUUGAUAUGUACAUAUGUUAAUUUUUCAUUAUUUUUCUGUAAUUAAAAAAAAUGUAAGUAUAUGAUUAUUUAUAGAGAUUUUAUUUACUUCGUUUGGUCUUAUCUGUACUUGUUUAUACAAUUGUUUUAUGAUAUUUGAUAUUGAAGUAUAUUUGUUCUAAGAAUAUUAUUAUUUUUUAAUAUUAGAGAACUUUUAAAAUAAGAUAUUGUAACAUUUAACUGCAUUUAGAUAUUAAUUAAAAAUAGUUUUUUCCCUAUUCACCAGUAAUUGUGCGACAAAUUAAAUAUUAGACCUAGUCACUUAGUAUAAUACUACAAUGUUAUGGAUUGAUGUAAUUUAAUUAUAAUUAAUUGCAUAGUUAUUUACGUUCCUUUUUAAGUUAAAUGUUUUAUUCUAAUUUAUUUAUUCUGUGACAUUGUGAUCUGAAAAAUUAUAUUAUCUAAAAACUAUUUUUUUACGAUAAGAAAAUAUUUAAAAUAAAAAAAAUAUAUAUUAUUUUAGUAGCCAAAGAAAAAAUAUUUUGAAAAUGGAAUGUUAUAUAUUUCUGUACUACAUAUUUCUUAAAAUAUAUUUACAACAAAUUAAUAUAUUUCUCUUAAAUAUUCGUCAAUAUGUCGGCCGUUGCAAUGUAGUCGUUAUAAAUGAAAUGUAUUAAACAAUAAAAUUAUUAA
Molecule: messenger RNA, 1929 nt
Organism: Colias croceus (clouded yellow)
Lineage: Eukaryota; Metazoa; Arthropoda; Insecta; Lepidoptera; Pieridae
Product: solute carrier family 66 member 3
Exons: 5
Coding region: 302-1024 (240 amino acids)
Source: RefSeq, a predicted model, not a curated record